Molecule: messenger RNA, 1900 nt
Organism: Durio zibethinus
Lineage: Eukaryota; Viridiplantae; Streptophyta; Magnoliopsida; Malvales; Malvaceae
Product: putative hexosyltransferase MUCI70
Source: RefSeq, a predicted model, not a curated record
GUCUCGUGUAUAUAACGAAGUUAAGUGCUUGCUGGCGACAAAGUUCCUGUUCCCAGAGCGUUAAUUUCCGUUCUUUCAAUUCAAAACUCUAUAAAGUUUCUAAUUCCCCAUUCCUCCUCAAUGGCCUCUUCCAUUUUCAACAACAGCAUCUCAAUCUCGGUCUCAGAUGACGAAUCCGAUGAAGUUGGCCGAAUGCGAGUCCGAGUCCGGAGGAAACGCAAGAAACACAGCCAUCGCCUAGUCAGGACCGAGUUGACUCAUCGACUCAUCCGUUGGUUCGUCAAAUACUGGACGCUCCUCAUAUUCCUUCCGGCCGCUGUGCUGCUCAUUUUUGAGGCCACCAGGAUCGGUAGAAAACCCGGAUUGGUCGUCAACUCGGAAGUUAAUCAAGUGAAAGAAGCCAAUUUGUUGGGGAACUCAGAACUUACUAAAGUGAAGGUACCGAGUGAAGAAAAGAAAUCCGAAAGCAAUUUGAACCGGCUCGAUACAACCACUCGUGGUGUUAGAGAACGUUGCUUGAAGCUCCUACCAGCUGAGGAACUUGAGCAUCUGGAUAUUCCAGUAGAUGAAGAAUCUAGCACUGGUCCUGUUAAAAGAUUGGUGUACAUAGCUGACCAUCAAACGCCUACCUUCUCUUGGCAGCGUACUAAUGGCACACGAUUUAAUCUAUUCACCGGAAACCAAACCCUUGAUGAGAGAGAGAAAAGUUUUCAGGUGAAUGAAACUGCUGUUGUACAUUGCGGUUUUUUUAGUGUAAAUGGUGGUUUUGAAAUAUCUGAUAGGGACAAGAGUUAUAUGCAAACUUGCAAAAUCGUGGUUUCUACUUGUGCAUUUGGAGGGGGAGAUGAUCUUUAUCAACCUAUAGGAAUGUCAGAGGCAUCACUUAAAAAGGUUUGUUAUGUUGCAUUCUGGGAUGAAAUUACGCUUGCAGUACAGGAAUCACAGGGCAAUAAGAUAGGCGAGGAUGGAGUUAUUGGAAAAUGGCAUAUUGUGAUUGUCCGAAAUCUUCCUUUUGUAGACCAAAGGUUGAAUGGGAAAAUUCCCAAGAUGUUGGCCCAUCGGCUCUUUCUUCAUGCAAAGUACUCUAUUUGGGUAGACUCAAAAUCCCAAUUCAGGAGGGAUCCUUUAGGUGUAUUAGAAGCUCUUCUUUGGAGUAGGAAUUCGGUGCUUGCAAUUUCAGAGCAUGGAGCUCGUAGUAGUGUCUAUGAUGAGGCGAAGGCUGUUGUCAAAAAACACAAAGCCACGCCAGAAGAAGUUGAGGUGCAAUUGACUCGGUAUCAUCAGGAUGGUCUUCCUGAGGACAAGAGAUUUAAUGGAAAGAAAGCUCUAAAUGAAGCCUCUGUCAUUGUGAGGAAGCAUACUCCUUUGACUAAUAUGUUGAUGUGCCUUUGGUUUAAUGAGGUUGUUCGUUUCACUUCAAGGGAUCAAUUGAGCUUUCCAUAUGUUCUCUGGCGGUUGAAAGUGCUAAAGAACAUCAAUAUGUUCCCAGUCUGCACACGCAAAGAUCUUGUUAAUAGCAUGGGCCACAUUCGCAAGGCUAAGCCUUUGACAAAUUGAAGUUAUUGCUCUGAUGCCACUACAACUUCUUGUCUAUUACCUCAGAGAUGCGGGCGGGCAUAUUGGCUGGGUUAUAACUUUUAAUCAUUUUGUUAUCUCCUUGCAUAUUUUGUAGGUGGCAUUGGCCUUCAGAGUCUUCUUAUCUACUUCUCAUCGUCUCUUGCCUCUCCAUUUUGUUUAUUAUUUAGGACAAAUAGAUUCGUUAUUCUUUUGGUUAUAAUAAAUUGUUAUAGUGAAUCUUGUGUCUGUGUACUAAGGUAUCUGAUUGUAAGAUGGAUCGAUUGAAGCUUACACUUACUCUUACCUUCAUGUACUCUGGCAUCGAUUGUUCAGUUAUCAAUUU